UGUUUAGAUAAUUGGUUGAAUAAAAAAAAAAAAGAGCCCAAUUUUACUUUUCUCCAAAGAAAAAGGCCCAACUCAGAAAUUUCUCUCUCAAAAUAGAGGCCCAUCAGCCUGAAACCAUUUCUCUCUCUCUCUGGGAAUCGCCGCUUCGUCUCAGCGCCCUCUUCCACUCUCUUAAAACUUCGCCUCUCUCCCCGCCGAACCCCCAGUCACUCCAAGCAAAAGGCGCAGCAAAUUGCGGCAAUCAUGACGGCGGCGCCACCCCCGUCGACGGGAAGGGAGCUAUUGAGCCCCCCGACCGACGGAAUUUCCAACCUCAGGUUCUCCAACCACAGUGACCACCUUCUUGUUUCCUCAUGGGAUAAGAGUGUUCGGUUGUAUGAUGCUAGUGCCAAUUCGCUCAGAGGGGAGUUUAUGCACGGAGGGGCUGUACUAGAUUGUUGCUUCCAUGACGAUACCUCAGGGUUUAGUGCUUCUGCUGAUCAUACUGUUAGAAGGCUCGUGUUCAACUACAACAGGGAGAAUGUUUUGGGGCGCCAUGAUGGGCCUGUCCGAUGUGUUGAAUACUCAUACGCAACGGGUCAAGUCAUUACGGGUAGCUGGGACAAAACCUUGAAGUGCUGGGAUCCAAGAAGUUCCAGUGGCCAGGAUCGCUCUCUUGUUGGAACAUAUACUCAACCUGAGCGUGUAUAUUCAAUGUCUCUUGUUGGCAAUCGCUUAGUGGUUGCUACUGCUGGAAGGCAUGUAAAUGUGUAUGAUCUCCGGAACAUGUCUCAACCUGAACAACGAAGGGAAUCUUCUCUGAAAUACCAAACAAGAUGCGUCCGAUGUUAUCCUAAUGGGACAGGUUAUGCUCUUAGUUCUGUUGAAGGACGAGUAGCCAUGGAGUUUUUUGAUCUCUCAGAAGCAGGCCAAUCUAAAAAGUAUGCAUUCAAGUGUCACAGGAAGUCUGAAGCAGCAAGGAGCUAUGCCCGGCGCCGUCUCCUUCACGCCAUCCACCUCACGCCACUGUCCACCCAAAAUCUGCCCACUGCCGCCAGCCUCUUCCCGUUGCCGGCGCCACAUUUUCUGCAGGUGAUACUAUCUUUUGUUUCGCUGACAGUACACACAUGCACGACGCUGCUCCGUUCCUUUUCUUGAAACCGGCGUCACGCCGCCGGAUAGCUUCGACAACAGCCCACCAGUUGAAAGAGCGCCGCCAUCGUUGAUCGCCUUUGUCGACAGCAACGGCCCUUCUCUCCACUGUCCGAGAACUGCUACGCCCGCUGAGAAGAAGCUGGAGACUGCUGCAAAG
Molecule: messenger RNA, 1291 nt
Organism: Salvia miltiorrhiza (redroot sage)
Lineage: Eukaryota; Viridiplantae; Streptophyta; Magnoliopsida; Lamiales; Lamiaceae
Product: mitotic checkpoint protein BUB3.1-like
Exons: 1
Coding region: 244-1137 (297 amino acids)
Biological process (GO): mitotic spindle assembly checkpoint signaling
Cellular component (GO): kinetochore; bub1-bub3 complex; phragmoplast
Molecular function (GO): ubiquitin binding
Source: RefSeq, a predicted model, not a curated record